AUUAACACCGAAAUAUUAACCAAAGAUGAAGUUAAGGCAGCAAUAAUAAUUUUAAUGAUCUUCAGCAAGAGUAUACAAAAGGCUUGGAAUUUUGCUCUGUUCAAAGAACUGGAAAAUCGUAAUCAUCGCCUAACAAUUGUCACACCAAAUACAGCCACCUCACUUGAGGAUGAUUUUCAAAAUGCCGAAUUUAUUCACUUGGAAAAAACUCGACAAUUCCUAAGGCAACGUUACGAAGCACUGAGCCAACAAGAGCUGUUGCAACAAUCCACCUGGAAGUUUAUCAUCCAUUGGUAUGACAGACAAAUGGCCACAUGUCGUGCUAAUCUGGAAUCAAUUGGAUUUUCAGAGGCCUUACACUUGGCUGUCAAAGAGAAACGCCAGUACGAUAUGAUUAUUUACGAUGUCACAUAUGGAGCAGGUUGUUUGUUGCAUUUGGCCUAUUUGUUUGGCAGCACGCCAAUAAUUGGCCUUAACAGUGGCCACUUGAAUCAACAAAAUACCUGGUUGUUGCAGUCACCCGACACCGCUGAGCUACUGAAUCCGUCUUUGGAUCCAUAUGUUUUGAGUGAUUUUGGACGGGAUAUGAGCUAUUGGAGGAGAUGGCAUAAUACAGCGUUGUAUGCUUUCGAUUAUUUCUAUCGCAAAUUAUUAGUCAAACCUGUCAUAGAGGGUAUUUGGUCCAAAAAUAUGCAAUCGAAAAGUAUUAUCACACCCAAGAAGUUUAAUGAUCUCCUGCCACGUUUCAAAGUGAUUUUGGCCAAUUAUCAUCCAUCUCUGCACAGCCUGCAAACAUUGCCCAAUCACGUUGUUCCAGUGCCGGGUUUACAUAUCCAAGAAAAUAUGGAGGCCAACGAAGAAGUACUGAAGUUUAUUGAGUCCUUCGAAAGGGAAAUUAUUUUAAUUGAUAUGGAAAAAAAUAUCCUCGGUUCGGAUAAUACCAAAAUGUUAUUGAACACCAUUCGACAAUUUAGCGAUUAUGGAUUUAUUUGGAUUAAUGCCAAGGGCACUUUGCUGGGGAAGAAUAGCAUUAAAAACCUGUUGCAAUUAAAUAAUGUGGAGGCGGGAGAAAUUUUAGGUCAAAACGAAGUCAAAUGUUCCAUUAUUGAAGCAGAGAGUUUAAGUGCACAAGAGUCCUUAUAUCAUGGAGUCCCACCAAUAACUAUUACCAGCAAACCAGAGCAGAGAUAUGUUGCACAACGUCUCUUGGACCGAAACCUAGGCCUCAAUUUGGAGCUCUUCAAGUUCGAUAAAACCCAAUUACACGAUGCCCUUCAAACAUGUUUGAAUGACAAAAAGUUACACAAAAAUGUCCAACAAUUAUCCACAACAUUGAAGAAAAAACAAAAUCCCUCCCUGGAGACAGCCGUUUGGUGGGUGGAACACAUCUGCGAUAAUCCUCAAGCCCAAGAUCACUUACUGGCUCAGGAUGCAAAUCACAGACUUGGUUUAUUGGCUUCACGUGGCCUUGAUAUCCUCUUGGUGGUGGAAAUUUUCCUCGUCCUUUGUGCCAUUAACACCAUCUACAUUCUGCGACAAACAUUUUUGAAUUUCAAAAAGGCUGCAAAGAAGAGUAAAUCGGAUGGAAAGAAAAUGCUCAAUGAGAAGAAGAAGAAAUUAGAAGUGACCGACAAGAAGAGACCACAAUUUUCCAAACCCUAUGCGGAUAUUCCCGGUCCUCGCGGCAUCUUUGGUUUGGGAAAUCUCUAUAAAUAUUUGCCAAUUGUGGGCAAAUACACCUGGUUGGAACUGCACAAAGCUGGCUAUGAUAAAUAUCGUGAAUAUGGUCCCAUUGUCCGGGAGACCAUGGUACCGGGUCAGGAUAUUAUUUGGCUUUAUGAUCCCCGGGAUAUAGCAACGCUUUUAAAUUGUAAAGAUUAUCCGCUGCGCAGAAGUCAUUUAGCGCUGGCCAAAUAUCGUACAGAUCGUCCACAUAUUUAUCGUUCCGCCGGUUUAUUGCCAACAAAUGGUUCGGAAUGGUGGCGUCUACGAUCCGAGUUACAAAAAGAAAUCAGUGUUCCGAAAAAUGUACGCAGCUUUUUAUUAGAAAUUGAUGAGGUCACCAAAGAGUUUUUGGACUAUUUACCCAAAUCGGAAGAUGUUGAUGUGCUACCCAAGCUGGCGAGACUAAAUUUGGAAUUAACCUGCCUGGUAACAUUUGGAGAACGUCUAAAUUCAUUUGCCCCGGAAGAACAAGCGAAAAAUUCCCGCUCCUCAAAACUCAUGUGGGCUGCAGAGACAACAAACAGCAAUAUUUUACCCACCGAUCAGGGUCUAGGAUUAUGGCGUCAUUAUGAAAGCGGGCCGUAUAAAAAAUUACGAAAAGCCCAAGAGUACAUGGAAAGUGUGGCCGUCGAUUUGGUCUCCCAAAAAUUAGCAUUUUUUAAAGAUACUUCGGAUGAAGUCACGGAGAGUCCCUGCUCACUGAGUCGUACGAAUUUGGUUGAACAAUAUUUAAAAAAUCCCAAUUUAGAUUUAAAUGAUGUUGUUGGUAUGGCUGCAGAUUUGUUGCUGGCUGGUGUGGAUACCACCUCGUAUACCACGGCAUUUGCUCUAUAUCACAUUUCUCGACACCCAGAGGUACAACAACGUUUACACGAAGAAAGUUGUAAGGUGUUGCCGGAGAAGUUAUCACCUCUUCUAGCGGAAUCUUUAAAUUCGGGUAUACCAUUUACCAGAGCAACGCUGAAAGAGGUAUUUCGCCUGAAUCCCAUUUCAGUGGGUGUGGGACGUAUACUUACCAAGGAUAUGAUAUUUAGUGGUUAUUUGGUACCCAAAGAGACUGUGGUUGUUACCCAAAAUAUGGUGGCCUGUCGUUUGAAGGAUAAUUUUGAGGAACCCUUAUUAUUCAAUCCUGAUCGCUGGCUUGGUCAAUCGAAAAGUUCCAUUAAUCCCUAUUUGGUCUUACCCUUUGGCCAUGGCAUGAGAUCCUGUAUUGCUCGCCGAUUGGCGGAACAAAAUAUUUUGACUCUGUUACUGAGGUUAAUCCGUAACUAUGAAAUUGAAUGGAAAGGUGACGAUGAUGAGGAAAUGGAUGUCAUUACUCUGCUGAUCAAUAAGCCCAGCAAACCGGUGACUAUACAGCUACACGAAAGACCACUGUGA
Messenger RNA from Musca vetustissima, 3105 nucleotides. RefSeq lists its product as uncharacterized. The annotation marks the transcript as partial. The transcript has 11 exons. Gene Ontology annotation, molecular function: UDP-glycosyltransferase activity; monooxygenase activity; iron ion binding. Lineage: Eukaryota; Metazoa; Arthropoda; Insecta; Diptera; Muscidae. The record is from RefSeq and is a predicted model, not a curated record.